Messenger RNA from Plodia interpunctella (Indianmeal moth), 3717 nucleotides. RefSeq lists its product as uncharacterized. The record is from RefSeq and is a predicted model, not a curated record. The transcript has 3 exons. NCBI's taxonomy places the organism in Eukaryota, Metazoa, Arthropoda, Insecta, Lepidoptera, Pyralidae. Bases 2538 to 3521 code for a protein of 327 amino acids.
ACUUAUUACCCUAACUGCAAUCUUUGUAAAUUCACACAGAGUACACUGAAAGAUGUCUACUAUCAUGUCCGUGAUCAAAUUUAAAGUUCACCAAAUAGCUCUUACCGUGAGGUACCACCAAUAGGCACCGCUGCCUUCGACGCUCCACGUAUCUAUUAGGAACGCAGAACUGCACUAUUUUAAGCAUUUCCAUAUUAUUAAUUAUUCUACGAAGUAAUUUAAAAAUAUAAGACACCAUACUGGGCUCCCUUCUUACCCUUAGCUCAUAAUACCCUACCAUACCCAACACGAAGAGUGUGGGGAACAUCAAUGGAUAAAAAGGAUACACUCCGUAUUGUCUCCAAUAUAAAUACCGCACAAACUUGUUCUGUAACUUUUCCAAUAUAAGCCUAUAUUUCAUUUCGUGCGGAUUCCACACCUGUGCAUUGCAUUCUAGAUGACUCCUAACUAGCGUAUUAUAUAUAAUGUAUUUAUUUCCCGCAUACUGCGAAACCGGCCGCACUGCGAAGAACAAAACCUAGAUUACAGUAUGUGUUCCCGGAAAUUAAACUGCGAUGUCAUGCGAACUCCCAAGUCUUUCACUUCGGAGACCCUCUCUAUUGAUGUAUCACCAAUCUUAUAGUCAUACUGGAUCGGGUUUCGUGCUUUAGUACAAGAGAUGGCCUGACAUUUCGAGAUGUUUAAUUCCAGCUUGUUUCCAUUGCUCCAGUCUGCCACUCUGUCAAUAUCAUCCUGCAAGCGCUGACAGUCUGCGGCUGUUUCGAUAGGAAGAAACAACUUCAGAUCAUCCGCAUGAUGCAUGCACCCCCACAUCAUCUAAGUCAUUGAUCAUCACCAAGAAUUGCUGCCUGCUGCUGGCUUUAACCCCGAAUAAACGAAAUAUGGUUUGGAGCAGUAACCGGCAUAAUCAACAUAAUAUUGUUGUAUUUGUCUUGCGUAAUUUCGUUUCGUAAAUUUUCGUAAAUUUUCGUUUUAUUGAUUUUUUACUCAAAUCUAAACAUAGCCAAACACCUUGCAGGCAAAAUUUAAAAUCGUUGGAAUGGCAUCGACACGUCAAGUGAUGAACUAAAAAAUACAAACUCAGCAAUUCGUUUGCUGAGUUUGUAGAUAAUACCUAUAAUACAAUAGAAGUACCUAUUAUUUUUUAUAGCACAGUGGGCAAAUGAGCGCGCGGUGUGUCAGAUGGUAAGCAAACACCGCAGCCCAUGCCCACAAUUCUAAUUCCGACCUGUCAAAUAAAUUAUGCCAAAAAACUUUUGUCAUAUUGUUGAGCGCCAAAUUUAAAUUAACAAAUUUUACAAUGUUAAUUUUCUGGCUCACAUAACGCGUGGAUGUAAUUACCGUUUUUGUGGUUAUCUUAAACUUUUUGAUAAAACUAAAAAAAGACCAAUUAAGCUCCGUAACUCUAACGCAAAAAGUAUCAUUGUGAGCUUACAGUUUGAAUACGUCAUCUCAAGUAAUAAAACAAACCAUUAACAAAAACUUGAAUGAAACCAAGCCAGGCUCAUAGCCACGUCAGGGCCACGCCACGACGACGUAGAUACAUAAUUAUUUAUAGGAAAAUAGUGAAUGUAACUUUUGUUUUAAAUAUCACACCAGAGUGCAACAGUUAGUUGUAGUCAUGAUAGUUACGUUUAACGUAAUCGACUAGACAGAAUCCCCAAAAUCUGUCUGUCUCCAAAAUAUUUAUAUCCAGCUAAGGCGAAGAAAAUAGUAAUUAUUGUAGCAUUAAAUUAAUGUGAAAAUACAUAAAUGUAAAUUACAUAAUUGUAAUUAAAAUAAUAUUCUGACUGUUCAAAGGCUUCUUUAUAUAAGGAUGGAUGGUAAAUAAUGGGUAUAGUAUAUAACUAUGUGUCUAUAUAUAAUUAACAGUUAGAGUCGAACAAAAAAUUACUAGGUUCUAGCAAACCAAAAUUGAAAUCAAAAUCGUAUUAGAUUUCACUAAUAAUGAAAUGUAUCAUGGUAGAAAAAAUGAACUCAUUUAGAAGCCAAAUAACACUAAAACAAUGUUUUCGUUUUCUCAACCAAGUGUAAUAAGUAUAUUCAAGUUUAAUUUUAUUCACUCAGUAAUGCAUUAAAUGUUUAACGGAUUUGUACUGGCUGAAAAGUAAAUAAAAAAAAGAAAAUCCAGAGAAAACGAUUUUGGUACAAUUCUUGAAACUUAUUAAGUUACAAAUUUAAUAAUAGUUUAUUUUUAAGAAUAAGGAAGUAGAACUCCACUAAGAAAUCCUACGAAUUAAUACUGUGUUUGAGCUGCCUGAAAAAGUUGAAACUCGGAGGGCGGGCAGCGCAAAAGCGCACGGCGUACGGCAUAACGCGUUCUGCCGCCGCCCAGGGCGCCCACGACUACGUGCCCGCCCUAAUAUCACUAUGCCAGUCGAUAUGCGAUCUAGUGCAGAAACUUUAACAAAGUAAUCCUUACGCAUAUCUGCGGCUAUAAGCAAUAUCAUCAAUAAUAACCACUAAGUAUUAAAGUUUCAAGUAGUUUUAGAUUUCAUUCUUUCGACUUGUAGUUUGUAGUUCGUGCUUUAUCGGCUAUGGCGAAGAUGCGACAAUCACUGGUUCCUGUAAUACUUCUCGCAACAGUAGCUCUAUCAUCAAGUAAUGUACUUCCAAUUAUGUCCAUAAAUCAUCUCGACUCAGAGCCUCUAGGUUUCAAUAGUCCUAAUGCCAAUACGUUUAAAGAUAAUAAUAAUAUUUUGAGCGGUUUAUUUUAUAAAAUAUCUGUUGGAACGUCUCUCAAAGACCAUCUACCUAAAGUGCAAAAACUUCCAGAAGCAAAGUUCGAAGAUUUUGACAAUAAUCGAGGAGAAGCUAAACUCAACGUCCUAAGUAAAGACGAAAGCUAUAAUGGUGAAGGUUAUAGAAAAGAACAGUGGCACAAUUAUCCGAGGCAAUUAGAUCGUCUGCAUAAUUAUUUGUACGGACAACACAGAACAGAUAAAAGAAAUCCAGACCCAGAUAAUCCAGACAAUGGAAAUUAUGAACUUGUCCCAGAAAUACAUAGAAGUAAUGAUUUGACUACUAACGAAUUGCUCCUCUACAAUAAUGGUGACACACAAAACAUCUACGACACAUUUUUUCCAAAUACUAACCCUUUUUUCAUUCUUAAAAUUCGCUUAGCAUGUUUGAGUAAUAAAUUAGAAAACACAGAUUUAGAAAAAAAAUAUGUUCAAACAUUAUCGGAGCCUGAUUCUAGUUUUGAUAUAAAAGAAGACAAAGUAUAUAGAAAUGAAAUAAAUCCCUCAAUAGAUGCUGUAAAAGUAAAACGGGAAGAUGUGAGUGAAUCACAGAGCGUUGAUGAAGGUGAACCACUAAAUGGGAAGGUAACUGUUAAGAAGCGACUCUUCUCUCUUUGGAGUCGACUGCAAAGUCUCAAUCAUAAAGGACAUGAGCUGCAUCACCGACGGCAUCUCCACGCUUUCUACGGUUUGCCUGAUGGAGACGGCAAUGGCAUCCUCACAGCUGAAACUAGGGCCUCACUUAUGAGACCGCCCGGAUCACCCCUCAGAUGGGGGUGAUUUCACAUAGACUUACGUUUUAAUUUUCUUAUUAAUUAAAUUGAAUAAAGUUAUGGAGAAACAAGUGAAGAUUUAUAAAGAUCAUUAUUUAAUAUAUUUGCUACAAGUUAAAGUCAUUUUCAAGUAUGAAUUUUAUCACUGAAUAGUUUGUAUAAUAAUUCUUAUUAUGAUUUGGAGGAUCUGUGUGUAAUAAGUA